CUCAGGUAACCGAUGGAGAACAGGACAGAAGUGACAGAGUUCAUCCUGCUGGGACUGUCCAAUGACCCAGGUCUACAGCUUCCCCUCUUUGUGACCUUCCUCCUCAUCUACACCAUCACUCUGGUUGGGAACCUGGGGAUGAUCCUGCUGAUUCUCCUGGACUCCCAUCUCCAUACUCCCAUGUACUUUUUCCUUAGUAACCUGUCUCUGGUGGACUUUUGCUACUCUUCAGCUGUCACUCCUAUGGUCAUGGCUGGGCUCCUUCUAGGAGACAAAGUUAUUUCCUACAAUGCUUGUGCUGCUCAGAUGUUCUUUUUUGCAUUAUGUGCCAAUGUGGAAAAUUUCCUCUUGUGCUCAAUGGCCUAUGAUCGCUAUGCAGCAGUGUGUAAGCCCCUGCACUACACCACCACCAUGACGACAAGAGUGUGUGCAUAUCUGAUCAUAGGCUGCUAUGUCUGUGGUUUCCUGAAUGCCUCCAUCUACACUGGGAACACGUUCAGUCUCACCUUCUGUAAGUCCAGUGUGGUCCAUCAUUUCUUCUGUGACAUUCCAGCAGUUGUGGCUGUCUCUUGCUCUGACAGACAUCUCCAUGAGCUGGUUCUUAUUUAUGUAGCCAGCUUCAAUAUCUUGUUUGCUCUCCUACUUAUCUUCGUAUCCUAUAUAUUUAUCUUUAUUACCAUCCUAAAAAUGCGCUCAGCUGCAGGGUAUCGGAAAGCCAUAUCCACCUGUGCCUCCCACCUCACUGCUGUCUCCAUGUUCUAUGGGACUGUUAUCUUCAUGUACUUACAGCCUAGCUCCAGUCACUCCAUGGACACUGACAAAGUUGCCUCUGUGUUCUACACCAUGGUCAUCCCCAUGCUGAACCCUAUGGUCUACAGCCUCAGGAACAAGGAGGUCAAGAGUGCAUUCUCAAAGAUUUUUUUGAAGGCAAAAUAA
This is a messenger RNA of Marmota monax (woodchuck), 936 nucleotides long. RefSeq names its product olfactory receptor 5B3-like. The transcript has a single exon. Lineage: Eukaryota; Metazoa; Chordata; Mammalia; Rodentia; Sciuridae. Gene Ontology annotation, molecular function: odorant binding; G protein-coupled receptor activity; olfactory receptor activity. Gene Ontology annotation, cellular component: membrane. The coding region runs from base 13 to 936 and encodes 307 amino acids. Gene Ontology annotation, biological process: sensory perception of smell; G protein-coupled receptor signaling pathway. The record is from RefSeq and is a predicted model, not a curated record.